Molecule: messenger RNA, 2573 nt
Organism: Myiozetetes cayanensis
Lineage: Eukaryota; Metazoa; Chordata; Aves; Passeriformes; Tyrannidae
Gene: POLE2
Product: DNA polymerase epsilon 2, accessory subunit
Exons: 18
Coding region: 959-2311 (450 amino acids)
Biological process (GO): DNA-templated DNA replication; error-prone translesion synthesis
Cellular component (GO): epsilon DNA polymerase complex
Molecular function (GO): DNA binding
Source: RefSeq, a predicted model, not a curated record
UUUCAGUCCAUCAGUGAAGUAGAACUUGAGGAUGUAAUUGAAAAUGUCAUCGAUGCCGUUGAAAAACAGCCAUUGUCAUCCAACAUGAUUGAACGGCCCACGGUGGAAGCAGCGGUGCAGGAAUGCAGCCGGGCGCCCGAUGAAGCCACGUAUGGUGACACUGGGCUGUUUGAUUUGGGGUUCCUGGGGGUGCAUUUCCUUCUUUCUCCUCGGGAGAGAAAUGGCAGGCAUUUUCUGAGGUGCUCUGUGCUUUUGUCUCACCCCCCACCCCCCUCGUGCUGCCUUUUUGCAGGUUUGUAACGUUGCUCCCCAGAGAGUUUGUUCUCGUGGAUUGGCCUCUGGAGGGGGGUUCUAAAUAUAAUCUGACAUUCUGGAAUUCAAAUGCUGUGGUUGUGUGUUCUGUGUGCUACAGGUUGAAUAUUAACCCACACGUCUGUUCGUGUUCUUUAUUUGCUUUUCUCUAGAUGGAAAUUAUCCCGGGUUAUUUUGGGGCCUUUCUUGCCUGAGAGCACUUUGAAAAGUUUUCUGAUUUUCCCCCUCUGAUAACAAGCUGUGCAGCAAUUACUGCAGUUCCUGAGAACUUUGUGGUGGUGAUGAAUGUGUUUCCUUUAGUGUUUAUGUUGUAUUGACAUUGCAAUGCAAAGCAUGAAAAGAACUGGUUUUGCUGGGCACGUCAGUUGGAUGCUGUCAUCCCACAGCCAUCCCAAGAUGGAGCAAAUUUGGGCUUAACUUUUCUCCUUCCUUGUUGUUGGAACCUUUAUGAUGCAGAUGGUUGGUUUGAGUGUGGCUUUUCUUUGUGGUUCUUUUUCAUACUUCAGAGAAAUCUGUGUGCGUGGAUUCUCAGUGUCCUGAAGGGAAAAGCUCUCCAGAUCACAGGCACAACUCUCUUCAAUUAUUUAGUUAGAAGAUGCAGUUGUAUCCAGUGGGUGCAGCACAAAAUAGAAUAUAAACCAGACAAAUGCAGGAGAAAAGAGAAAAUGUCUUCAACGUCAUUGGAGCCUUCGACGUUCCCCGAUAUAUUUAUAACGCAGAAAGGAAGAAGUUUCUACCUCUGUCAAUGACCAACCUCCCUGCACCUAAUUUAUUUGGAAGUGCCAGAGAUAAAGCGGAGCUGUUCCGGGAACGCUACUCCAUCCUACAGCAGAGGACUCACAGACACGAGCUGUUCACCCCCUCACCGAUUGUGGCUCACCCUGAUGACAGCAAGAGCAAAUUCCAGCUGAAGACAGUAGAAACUCUCCUGGGCAAUACAGCCAGAGUGGGAGAAGUGAUUGUGCUUGGGAUGAUCACUCAGCUUAAGGAGGGGAAAUAUUUCCUAGAAGACCCCACAGGAGUCGUCCAGCUGGACCUCAGUAAAGCACAGUUCCACAGUGGGUUAUACACCGAAUCCUGCUUUGUUCUGGCAGAAGGUUGGUACGAAGAUGGAGUUUUUCAUGUGAAUGCUUUUGGAUUUCCGCCCACUGAGCCUUCUGCUACCACGAGAGCCUUCUAUGGGAAUAUAAACUUCUUUGGAGGCCCUUCUUCAUCGUCAGUAAAGGCUUCUGCCAAGCUAAAGCAGCUGGAGGAAGAAAACGAAGAUGCCAUGUUUGUGUUUCUCUCUGAUGUGUGGCUGGACCAAGCAGAAGUGCUGGAAAAGCUUCACAUGAUGUUUUCAGGUUAUUCCUCGGCACCUCCCACCUGCUUUUUCUUCUGCGGAAAUUUUUCGUCGGCGCCGUACGGAAAAAAUCAAAUUCAGUCCCUGAAAGGCUCUUUGAAGGCUCUGGCAGAUAUCAUAUGUGAACACCCCAGCAUUCAUAACAGUAGUCGAUUUGUGUUUGUCCCUGGCCCUGAAGACCCUGGUCCUGGUCCUAUCUUACCAAGACCUCCCCUUGCUGAAAACAUUACUCAGGAGUUCAGACAGCUGGUGCCAUUUUCAGUUUUCACCACAAAUCCUUGCAGGAUUCAAUACUGCACCCAAGAAAUGAUUAUCUUUCGGGAAGAUUUGGUCAACAAAAUGUGCAGAAACUGUGUCAGAUUCCCCAACAGCAACAUGGACAUUCCCAACCACUUUGUCAGGAGCAUUUUGUCCCAGGCCCACCUGAGCCCGCUCCCUCUGUACGUCAGCCCCGUGUACUGGGCCUACGACUUCGCCCUCCGCGUUUACCCCGUGCCCGACGUGCUGGUGGUGGCCGAUAAAUACGACCCCUUCACCGUCACCAACACCGACUGCCUCUGCAUCAACCCUGGUUCGUUUCCAAGAAGCGGGUUUUCAUUCAAGGUGUUCUACCCCUCCAACAAGACAGUUGAAGACAGCAAGCUUCAGGGGUUCUGAAUUUCUGCAAGACAGCAAAAAGUGAGCCCAUGUGAAGCCAACUCCAGCUCUUGCUUUUUAGGUGUCUUGAUUUUAUGAUGUAUUAUGGACUUUUUAUAAUGUCAAAUUUUGUACACAAAUAAACUUUUACAGGAAAAGACACUGGUGUCAGUUUAAAGUGUAGAGUCAAGAGUUGAGAAUUGGCAAAGCAUAAAAGAAGGCAACUGUGUAUAAAAUAGGAAAGAUCUGUCUUUAAAAAAAGAAGUUAAGGACAGGGAGAACU